AUGAAGAUUCUAUCGUGGAACUGCCGUGGGCUUGGGAACCUGCGGGCAGUACGGGCUCUGAAAAGGCUCAUCCACUCUAAAGUUCCUGAUGUGGUACUUGUUAUGGAAACUAGGCUAUAUGAGUCGGAGGUUUUGAGACAUAGAGGGAUUGGUGGUUUGCACAAUGUUUUCCCAGUUCAGUGCGCAGGACAAGGGAGAUCCAGAGCUGGAGGGUUAUGUCUUUUUUGGGGAAGUGAAGUUGAAGUUGAGGUAAUAUCAGCUUCUUUACAUCAUAUUUUGUUUAAGAUUUUUCAUUCUGAGGAUAGAACAGAGAUGAGGUGCUUGGGAGUUUAUGGUUUCCCGGAUGAGAGGAAGAAAGCAACUUGGGAUUUGGUUCGUCGGUUCACGCCAGACAGCUCUAUUCCUUUUAUGUGUUUUGGUGACUUUAAUGACAUCCUCUCCCCGGCAGAUAAACUGGGAGGGGACCCCCCUGAUAUUGAUAGAUUACAGGAGGUGUCUCAGGCAUGUGCUGAUUGUGAGUUGCAUGAGGUUGAUUUUUUAGGUUACCGGUUCACUUGGUCAAAUAAGAGGAAGAAGCCUGACACAAUUGAAGAGAGAUUAGAUUAUGCUCUUAUUAAUGAGGCGUGGGGAGAUCUAUGGCCAUUGUGGUUGCAGGAAGGGGAUGAAUGUGCUGAGGUGGUGACCGAAACAUGGGAAAGAAUGAGGGGAGAUCUACCCGAAAAAAUUUCUCAGGUGGGGUCGGUCCUACAAGGGUGGGGAAAGGAAAAAUUUGGAGAUUUGCCGCGAAAAAUUUCAGAUCAGAGAGGCCUUCUAGAGAGACUUCAGAGGAGUGAUCAGACUGAUGAGGUGGUGGAGAGCACCAAGGAGGCCGAAAGGUUUUUAGAUAGUUUGCUUGAGCAAGAGGAGGUCCUGUGGGCACAGAGAUCCAGAGCAUCUUGGCUAAAACUGGGAGACCGAAACACUGGUUUCUUUCAUCAGAAAGCUUCACAGCGGCGGCGCAGGAACCUGAUUGAGCUUCUCAAAGAUGAUAAUGGGAGGAAAUAUGAGGAUGACAGGGACAUUUCUAGAGUGUUGACAGAGUAUUUUGGGACUUUGUUCUCCACUUCUUCUCCAGUAGGGGUGGAAGAAACGACUGCACUUGUGGCUGGGCGGUUAUCACCAGCUCAUCUGGAGAUUCUAGCAGAUCCGUUCACAAAGGAAGAUGUUGAGGAGGCUUUAUUUCAGAUGCAUCCGACGAAGGCUCCAGGUCUAGACGGACUGCCAGCUCUUUUCUAUCAGAGAUUCUGGUCAGUAAUAGGAGAUGAUGUGGCUCAGUUUUGCUUGGAGAUUCUCAGUGGUGCGAGAUCACCAGGUACAAUUAACCAGACUUUGCUUGUUUUAAUUCCUAAGGUGAAAAAGUCUGUGCAUGCAAACCAAUUUAGACCAAUUAGUUUAUGUUGUGUGAUUUUUAAAAUUAUUACAAAAACAAUUGCAAAUCGGUUAAAAUUGAUUUUGCCUGAUAUCAUAUGUCAUUCGCAAAGUGCGUUUGUACCUGGUAGAUUGAUUACAGACAACGCUUUAAUUGCUUUCGAAUGUUUUCAUUAUAUGAAGAAGAAAAUAAAUGGCCGGAAUGGCAUAAUGGCUUUGAAAUUAGACAUGUCGAAAGCGUAUGACAGAAUUGAGUGGCCUUUUUUGAGGUCGGUGAUGGAAAAAAUGGGCUUCCCACUUUGUUGGGUGAAUUUGAUUAUGAGCUGUGUUUCUACAGUUAAUUUUUCUAUUAUGUUAAAUGGCAAUCCGCAGCCACAGUUUGCACCCGGAAGAGGGUUGCGACAGGGUGACCCGUUAUCCCCUUAUCUGUUCAUCCUAUGUGGUGAGGUUUUUUCUGCACUAAUUGAGCGACAAAUGUUGUCUGGUGGCCUUCAUGGUCUAAAAAUUGCACGUUCUGCACCUGCUAUUUCUCACCUUUUGUUUGCAGAUGAUAGUAUAAUUUUUUCCCGUGCAAGUGUUCAUGAAGCAGAAUGUGUAAAAAAUAUUUUGCGAACAUAUGAACAAGCAUCGGGACAAGUGAUUAACCUGGAUAAAUCAAUGCUUUCGGGUAGCCGAAAUGUGCAUGAAAAUUGUCUUAAUGAGCUUACACAGCUGUUGGGAGUAAAGGCAAUUGAAAGUUUUGAUAAAUAUCUAGGAUUACCUACUAUUAUUGGCAAAUCCAAAACUCAAAUUUUUAACUUUGUUAAAGAAAGAGUUUGGAAAAAAUUGAAAGGUUGGAAAGAAAAAUCACUUUCCCGUGCUGGGAGGGAAGUACUUAUUAAAUCUGUUGCUCAAGCUAUUCCGUCUUAUGUUAUGUCAUGUUUUAUUUUACCUGAUGGUAUUUGUGCAGAUAUUGACCGGAUGAUUGCCCGUUUCUUUUGGGGCGGAGAUGUGUCUCGGAGGGGACUUCAUUGGACAAAAUGGGGUAACUUGUGCAAGAGCAAGUGUGAAGGAGGGCUUGGUUUUAGGGACUUCAAAGCUUUUAAUGAAGCUCUUGUGGCUAAAAAUUGGUGGAGAAUUUACAUGUACCCGGAUUCUUUGUUGGGUAGAGUUUUUAAAGCGGUUUAUUUUCCUUCUGUGACUAUCUUGGAGGCUAGAAAGGGAUAUAGGCCAAGCUAUGCGUGGUCUAGUAUCCUGAAAGCGGGGGGGAAAAUAGAGGGUGGCUUGAGGUGGAGAGUGGGGGAUGGUACAAAAAUAAAUUUGUUGCUAGAUAAAUGGCUCCCAGAUGGUUCCCCUUUGGUUUAUAGACAGGAAACUGUGGAAGACCUUAGGCUGGAGAAAGUGGCGGAUUUGAUAGAUAAUGGGCGCUGGAAGGUUGAGUUGAUCCAAGAGGCUUUUAGUCCUCUCACUGCCCAGAAAAUUUUGGCAAUUCCACUUGCAAACCAAGGUAAUGUGGAUUCUAUAUAUUGGUUUGAUUCCACUAAUGGCAUUUAUGUGUGUAAGUCAGGAUACAAUUUCAUCAGGUCCUUGGUGGCUAGAGAGGAGGCUUCAACAUCCUCGGGUCCUCUACUCCAGGCGAAGCUUUGGCGCAGGUUCUGGGCUAGCCCAGCCUUGCCACGGUGCAAGGAAGUAGCUUGGAGGGCUGUACAAAAUUUUCUUCCAAUGAGAGGAGAACUUGUGAAGAGGGGGAUGCAGCUUGAUCCAUGCUGUCCUUUUUACGAGACCGAAGUCGAGACAUGUGGUCACUUGUUCUUGAAAUGCCCUGCGGUAGAGAGGGUGUGGUUUGCGUCAGAUUUGGCGAUUAGAACUGAAAGUUUCAGCUCGGUUCAUGCUUUGAUGGUGGCGGUUUUAGAGGAGGAUGAUGUAGAUUUUAUAGCAGCAGUACAACAGCUUAUGUAUGUGAUUUGGGAGGCUCGGAACUCCAUGGUGUUCAAUGGGAGGAAACUGGAUGUGGGAGAUGUGCUGCGGAGGUCAUCCAUGUUGAAGCCUUGGGAUGAUGGUAUUCAUAUUCCUCAAUCACUGACAGCUUCACGCCCUGCAAAUUGGAAGAGGCCAGAGGAAGGAAUUGUCAAAAUAAAUUUUGAUGCUUCAGUUAAGAACGAGAUUGGUGGUCUAGGAAUGGUGGCUCGGGAUUCUCAUGGUGCGAUUCUAGGAGCUGCAGCUUUAUAUCCGGUUAGUGUGAUCUCCCCUUUGCUUGGCGAGGCUUGCGGUUUCCGAUGGGCACUGAAGUUGGCGACGGAGUUUGGUUUCCGAUCAGUUUGCUUUGAAACUGACUGCUUACAGCUAUUUGAAUGGUGGAAGAAGGGCUCUAUUGGUUUGUCUUAUUUAGAUACUAUUGUUCGCGAAUGUCAUCUUUUUACUUCUGCUUUUAGUUAUUUUCGGUUUACCUUUGUGAGACGUUCAGGUAAUUUAGUUGCCGAUUUUCUGGCUAGGAAUGCAUCUAAUUUCCCCAACUCCGUUUGGGUGGAAGAGGUACCUCAUGAUGUAGAUCACUUGGUGAUCAACGAUGCUUUGGCUUCAUCGCCUGAUUUGAUUUAA
This is a messenger RNA of Lotus japonicus, 3984 nucleotides long. RefSeq lists its product as uncharacterized. The coding region runs from base 1 to 3984 and encodes 1327 amino acids. NCBI's taxonomy places the organism in Eukaryota, Viridiplantae, Streptophyta, Magnoliopsida, Fabales, Fabaceae. Gene Ontology annotation, molecular function: RNA-DNA hybrid ribonuclease activity; nucleic acid binding. The record is from RefSeq and is a predicted model, not a curated record. The transcript is spliced from 2 exons.